AAUCAUUCUACACAAUUACAGUGGACAAAAUGGCAUCCGCAAUUGGCAAAGAAGGCGUCUUCCAGCCACCCAAGGCAGCCCAAGCCCAAGAUAAGCCAGGGCUGGAGAAAAAAAUGGCACCAGCGAGUGAAGCAACCAAAUUGGAAUCCAGUGGAACCUUCGUCGAAUACGUCGGUUCAGGGAAACUGAAGGACAAAAAGGCUCUUAUCACCGGCGGCGAUUCGGGAAUCGGCCGGUCGGUCGCGGUCCUAAUGGCACGAGAGGGAGCCGACGUCACAAUCGUGUACUUGCCAGAAGAGGAAGAAGAUGCCCAGGAUACCAAGAAAAUGGUCGAAUCCGAGGGCAGAUCAUGUCACCUUUUCGGUGGAAAUCUGGCUAAUCGCGAGACAUGUCGCAAGGCUGUUGAAGAGCAUAUGAGCGCGUUGGUAGCCCUAAUAUCCGUCUGCCCAGGGUACUUUGCUGAUAAUAGCCGUAGUUAUAAGAAACUGAACAUUCUUGUCAACAACGCCUCGAAGCAAUACAUGUGUAAGGACUUUGCGCAGAUUGAUCUCGACAAUGUUGUCGAUUCCUUCGAAAGCAAUAUCAUCCAGAUGUUUGCGAUCACAAAAUUUGCCCUUCCGCAUUUGUCCAAGGGUGAUUCAAUUAUUAACACCACUUCCACCGUGGCAUUCCGAGGAACAAGCGGCAUGGUUGACUAUAGUGCGACCAAAGGUGCUAUUGUUAGCUUUACCAGAUCAUUGUCCGCGCAGCUGAAGCCAAAGGGUAUCCGCGUUAAUGCAGUAGCUCCUGGUCCCGUUUAUACACCCAUUCAGGUCGAUACCCGAGAAGCCGAACAGAUGGAGGACUUUGGGUCUGGAUCUUCUAUCGGUCGACCGGGUCAGCCAAGUGAAGUCGCCACAAGCUUUAUUUUCUUGGCCAGCGCAGAUGCUGCGCUCUUUUAUGGACAGGUCCUGCACUGCUAUCCUCUGGGGGAUUAAAUUGGAGACUCGGGUGAUCGCUGCGUCAGCAUGCCGCCAAGGCAAAUAUGCAUUUUCCAUCGUCACUUGCUCGCUCCAGAACAUAUCUCUGGGAAAUUUUAUGAGAGAAUAUGUACAUGUAUCAUAGCUCUGAAUACUGCCGU
Aspergillus sclerotioniger CBS 115572 is the source of this 1120-nucleotide messenger RNA. Its product is annotated as oxidoreductase, short-chain dehydrogenase/reductase family. Bases 30 to 977 code for a protein of 315 amino acids. Gene Ontology annotation, molecular function: oxidoreductase activity. The transcript is spliced from 6 exons. The record is from RefSeq and is a predicted model, not a curated record. NCBI's taxonomy places the organism in Eukaryota, Fungi, Ascomycota, Eurotiomycetes, Eurotiales, Aspergillaceae.